AACCGAGAUCAAUGAACCAGGCGAUUUACCGAAACUGGUCGGACGAGCCAAGGUGGGAAUAAACCAUCGUUCAAGAGCGAGGUUUUUAUUCUGCAGAAAUCUGCUCAAACUCGGACUAUCACUUCACUCCGAAGACAACACUGAAGUGUGCGAUGUGGAAAAUUUACAGCUCUCUAACCUAAUAUCAGCUGUUUUUUCAGAGUAGAUUUUUAUUUAUUUAUUCAUCGUUGGGUGACAUUACAGGGGAAUACAGGAUGAUCUUCGCAAAUACGGCCAACCCACUGCGAACUCCGUCAUAUCGAAAGCAGCCUCCUGUUGUCCCGCCCACUCUCCCUAUGGCCCCGCCCAGCCCGAGCACCAACAACAGCAGCAGCAGCAGCAGCACAACCGGCUGGGAGCAGCUCAGUAAAACAAACCUCUACAUCCGCGGCUUACCACCAGGGACCACCGAUCACGACCUGGUCAAACUCUGCCAGCCAUAUGGUAAAAUCGUGUCCACCAAAGCCAUUCUUGACAAGACUACAAGCAAAUGCAAAGGAUAUGGUUUUGUGGAUUUUGACAGUCCCGUGUCAGCGCAAAAAGCCGUCGCAGCACUAAAGACCAAUGGAGUUCAGGCUCAAAUGGCCAAGCAACAGGAGCAGGACCCUACUAACUUGUACCUGUCCAACCUGCCCGUGUCCAUGGAUGAGCAGGAGCUGGAGAACCUCCUCAAACCUUUUGGACAGGUGGUCUCCACCCGAAUCCUCCGCGACGCUAACGGAGUGAGUCGGGGAGUGGGCUUUGCCAGGAUGGAAUCUACAGACAAGUGCGAUGCCGUGAUCUCUCACUUCAAUGGGAAGUUCAUUAAGUCCUCCUCUGGGAUGCUGGGUGCAUCAGAGCCUUUGCUGUGUAAGUUUGCUGACGGUGGGCAGAAAAAGAGACAGAGUCAGGCUAAAUACUUCCCCAACGGACGAACCUGGACUCGAGACGCCGAGGUGAGACUAAGCGGAAUGACGUUGACCUAUGACCCCAGUACAGCACUUCAGAAUGGGUACUACCCUGCUCCUUAUGCCAUGGGGAACCGGUUAAUGACUCAGCCAGGAGUGUCACCAUACAUCUCUACAUACCAGGUACAGAAUCCUUCAUGGAUGCCACAUCAGCCUUACAUCAUGCAACACCCAACUCAGGGAGCCGUUCUGUCGCCAUCUAUGGAGCAUCCAAUGUCACUGCAGCCGUCCGCUAUGUUGGCUCCCCUCGCCCAGCAGAUGGGCCAUCUCUCUCUGGGCGGCACUGCAACCUUUAUUCCUGCCAACACAGCGAUGCCAGGAGCCUACAUCCCUCAAUAUGCCCACAUUCAGCCCGCUGCCAUCCCUCCUGAGCAGGAAAGCGGUGUACAGCCACAAGAUGUGUCCUCAUCGGAUCCUUCUUCGUACCCUUUCCAACCCAACAAGCAAUAAAAUGGUUUACCGUCUGACGUCAGAACCAGACACAGUCUGCUGGGUGUUACUACCGUAACAACAUUUACUUUCUUUUAGAGGAAGUGACAUCAAAGAGGAAAUAACACUCAUGCACGGGUUGCAGAAAAAUUGUCCAUGAUCUAAUCAUCUGCUUCGAAGAAAUCAACAAGGAACCUCAGAAAACAGACAUUUUCUCCAACAAACCAAGACAAGGCAAUAUUACACCAACUGUGGACAACGGAAUGGGAGCAGAGUUUUAUUUUGCUAGAAAAAGAAAGGAGAGGAUGACAAAUGCUUAUUUUUUACCUAGAACUAUAAACACAGACCAUGUCUGUGAGUAACAUUGAGUGGUGAUGAUGGUGAUGACGCCUUUCGAUGCAUGACGUUUUUUUAAGUAUGUUUUUAUUGACUGUUUCUCGAACAGACAAAAGAAACCAUUUUUUUUGCGGUUGCAGUUUCUGGUUGCUUUUUUGGUCUUCCACUCUUUGCCUUUUUAGUAGUUAAGAAAUGUACCUUUUAAAUAAGGUGGGUGGGGUUUAGAAUGACUGAUGCAAUGCUUGCUGACUAUUGGUCCUUGCUCCUGUCUUUCAAAUCAAAGGGUUUCCUGUUUCCUUUUUUAAUGUUGCUCUGAAUCAAACAUGUUUGAUUCUUUCCAUCGAAUCCAUGCGUAAAGUCUUUCAGUAGAUGUAGAAGUGGAUGUUGAGAUGCGGGUGGGCGGAGUUUAGUGGGAGGUGGGGUAUGAGUGGGCGGGGUCAAGCUAGAUUAGGUAUGUGGGUGGGGCUAAUAAAAGGGAUAUUGUGGAUAUUUGGGAAAGCUGACAUUGUUCCUUCUUUUCACAGGAUGAUUGCAAUUUUAUUUUCAGUGCCAUUUUUAUUUAUUGUGUCUUUGUUUUCUCUUUUUUUUUUUACACAAUACAUCAGGAUUUUGUUUGACGCUCAAAAAAAAAAGGCAGAAGUGAAGUGCUUCUUUAAGUAGAAAGCAAGAAAUCUACAAAUUUAACUGAACCGAAAUAAUUGGGAAUGGCAUUAAGUUUGUAAAUUAAACCUACAUUUGAGGCCUGACAUACGAUGGCACAGUUUAAAAAUACGUUCCAGAAGAGAAACACCACAACGUUUCUGAUUAACUAAUGUAAUUCAAAUAAUCGUCCUUACAAUUUUAAUAAAUAAACAAACAUGCAACUUCAAGGCAACUAUGACCCUUUCCACCAAAGACCUUUUCUGCCUACAGUUGAACACAACAGUAUGGACUACUGCAAUGGGUUUUGAUCAAACUGAGUGGUAGUUUGUUUCUUUUUUUUUUUUUUUAUCAAUCUUGGCUCUCAGCUUUAAUCUAGUUUUCGUUAGUGUGGACACAUGAACAUCUCUAAGCAGUUGGACGAAAGGAAGACUUGGUCACGGUUGUAAACAAGCCUUUCAUCGGUCUGUCAUACAGUUAGUUAAGCAGAUUUCUGUGUGUCUGUGUGUGAUUGUGAAUUUAGAUGUCCAGGUCAGCUUGGCCUUUGAUCUACCUCAGAGUUGUAUCUGUUGUCUGAUUGGUCGGGCUGCAGGUCUAUCCCGUCCAAUCAGAUGUAAAAGCGCCGGCUCUGGAGCCUGGUGUCAUGCAGAACUUCAUCUUUAAAGCGUCUAUUUGUCCUCCUCUUUAAUGAAACAUCCGUGUUUUGUAUCUGUAUGUCUUUCUGUUGUUGUUUUGAUUUUGUUUUUUGUUUUUUAACAUUGCAUUGUGUCGUUUUGAGCUUGAUUGCGUGGAGAAUUUCUUUGUUCUUCUUUUUGUCCAUUUUCUUCCUUAUGUUAUUCCUGCAUUUGUUUGGUAUUUUUACAAAAAUCCACAUGAACUACCUUCUCUGGAUUUUUUUUAGGUUUGCUUUAGCCUCUCCAUGUUUAGAGGCCUAAUCUGAACAACCAAAGUGAAAUAUUAUCAGUAACUAACACAUGUCAAAAAGCAGCACAUCGUAGUUUCAUUAUCAGAAGAGACACAGUGUCUUUAUUUCAGAUCUCGAAAACGGCAAUCAUUCACAUAAACACAGGACUGUUGUUAAAAUACAGACUUUUUUUAAAAAUUUGUUUUAUUGAACACUUGCACGUCCAGAAUUUGUUUUUAUUUCUUGAUUUUUUUCUGUUGUAAAAAGGAAAGAUUUUUGAAUUAAAAGAGCUCAAACCUG
Molecule: messenger RNA, 3594 nt
Organism: Carassius gibelio (silver crucian carp)
Lineage: Eukaryota; Metazoa; Chordata; Actinopteri; Cypriniformes; Cyprinidae
Product: RNA-binding motif, single-stranded-interacting protein 1
Exons: 14
Coding region: 255-1436 (393 amino acids)
Cellular component (GO): nucleus; cytosol; ribonucleoprotein complex
Molecular function (GO): poly(A) binding; mRNA 3'-UTR binding; poly(U) RNA binding
Source: RefSeq, a predicted model, not a curated record